AUGUGCAGACCUCAGACGGUCCAUGUGCAGACCUCAGACGGACCAUGUGCAGACCUCAGACGGACCAUGUGCAGACCUCAGACGGUCCAUGUGCAGGCCUCAGACGGACCAUGUGCAGACCUCAGACGGACCAUGUGCAGACCUCAGACGGUCCAUGUGCAGGCCUCAGACGGACCAUGUGCAGACCUCAGACGGACCAUGUGCAGACCUCAGACGGACCAUGUGCAGACCUCAGACGGACCAUGUGCAGACCUCAGACGGACCAUAUGCAGACCUCAGACAGACCAUGUGCAGAACUCAGACGGACCAUGUGCAGACCUCAGACAGACCAUGUGCAGAUCUCAGACGGACCAUGUGCAGACCUCAGACGGACCAUGUGCAGACCUCAGAGGGACCAUAUGCAGACCUCAGACGGACCAUAUGCAGACCUCAGACUGA
Messenger RNA from Knipowitschia caucasica, 438 nucleotides. The record is from the annotation of a GenBank genome assembly. Lineage: Eukaryota; Metazoa; Chordata; Actinopteri; Gobiiformes; Gobiidae.